AUGGCAUCCCUCAUCACCACAAUCCAGUCCAAGCUGGGCUAUUCCUCCCAGAAGGCUCUCCUUCUCGGCGCCGGAUUCGUGACAAAGCCCACCGUCCAGAUCCUCGCGGAUGCUGGCGUUGAGGUCACCGUCGCCUGCCGCACGCUGGAAAAUGCGAAGAAACUAUGCGAAGGCAUCAAAAACACGCGGCCAAUCUCCCUUGAUGUCACCAACCAAGAAGCACUGGACGCCGAGAUGGCCAAAACCGACCUUGCAAUCAGUCUGAUCCCAUACACCUUCCACGCAACCAUCAUCAAAUCCGCAAUUCGAAAGAAGCAAAACGUCGUCACCACCAGCUACGUUUCUCCGGCCAUGUUGGAAUUGGAGGACCAGGUCAAGGAGGCGGGCAUCACGGUCAUGAACGAGAUUGGCCUGGAUCCGGGGAUCGACCAUCUCUACGCGGUCAAGACAAUCGAAGAGGUUCACAAGGCUGGCGGCAAGAUCAAGUCGUUCCUAUCAUAUUGCGGUGGACUGCCCGCCCCGGAGGCCAGUGAUAAUCCUUUGGGCUACAAAUUCUCCUGGUCAAGUCGAGGGGUCCUGCUUGCUCUCCGCAACUCGGCCAAGUUCUACGAAGAUGGCUCCGUCAAGGAAAUUUCUGGGCCGGACCUCAUGAGCAGUGCAAAGCCGUACUUUGUCUACCCCGGCUUCGCGUUCGUUGCAUAUCCCAACAGAGACUCGACGCCCUACCGAGAAAAAUACAACAUCCCCGAAGCCCAGACCGUCAUCCGCGGUACGCUGCGGUAUCAGGGUUUCCCUGAGUUUGUCAAGGUCCUGGUCGACAUUGGCUUCCUUUCGGAAGAAGAGCAGUCUUUCCUUAAACCGUCCGCCGACAAAAAGCCACUAACCUGGGCCGAAGCGACGCAGAAGAUCAUCGGCGCCACCAGCAGCAAGGAGUCCGACCUGUCGUGGGCAAUCAGCUCCAAGACGACGUUCAAGGACACGCCCGAGAAACAACGCAUCAUCUCAGGCAUCAAAUGGCUGGGCCUAUUCUCAGAUAAACCCAUCACGCCACGAGGCAAUCCGCUUGACACGCUCUGCGCCACACUCGAGGAGAAGAUGCAGUACGAAAAGGGCGAGAGGGACAUGGUCUUGUUGCAACAUAGGUUCGAGAUUGAGCACAAAGACGGAACCCAGGAGACCAGAACGAGCACUCUUUGUGACUACGGUGACCCCAACGGAUAUAGUUCCAUGGCGAAACUGGUGGGUGUCCCUUGCGGAGUGGCUUGUUUGAUGGUGCUGGACGGGAGGAUCAAAGAGAAGGGGGUCCUGGCGCCGUUGAAGUGGGAGCUGGCGGAGCCUAUACUGAAAGAGUUGAAGGAGAAGUAUGGGAUUUUCCUGACCGAGAAGACACUCGAAUAA
Fonsecaea multimorphosa CBS 102226 is the source of this 1398-nucleotide messenger RNA. RefSeq lists its product as uncharacterized. The record is from RefSeq and is a predicted model, not a curated record. The transcript has 2 exons. Gene Ontology annotation, cellular component: cytoplasm. NCBI's taxonomy places the organism in Eukaryota, Fungi, Ascomycota, Eurotiomycetes, Chaetothyriales, Herpotrichiellaceae. Gene Ontology annotation, molecular function: saccharopine dehydrogenase activity. The coding region runs from base 1 to 1398 and encodes 465 amino acids.